GCGUUGUGCUGGCAACAACUUGGAAGCGGGGCAGCUGCAAUCGAGAGGUGUCAUGGCGGCCGCCGACGAAGGGGACGCGACCGGGGAAGCGGCGGUGCUGGAGCGCGGGCCGGGAGCGCUUUAUCACAUGUUUGUCAUGAUGGAAGAUCUGCUGGAAAAGUUGAAGCUACUCAAUUGCGAGGAAGACGCCGCGUUGCGGAGCCAUAACAUGAGGCCGCCUUCCCGACAUUAUUUUGCAUUGCCUAUUAACCCAGGCGAACAGUUCUACAUGUUUUGUACCCUUGCUGCUUGGCUAAUUAAUAAGGCAGGGCAUCCUUUUGACCAACCACAGGAAUAUGAUGAUCCAAAUGCAACAAUAUCUAACAUACUAGCAGAGCUACGGUCCUUUGGAAGAACUGUAGAUUUUCCUCCCUCAAAGUUAAAGUCUGGUUAUGGAGAACAAGCUUGCUACGUUCUUGAUUGUUUGGCAGAAGAAGCCUUGAAAUACACAUCCUUUAGCUGGAAAAGGCCUACGUAUCCCACUGAGGAGCUAGAAGAAGAAGCAAUAACAGAAGAUGAUGCUGAAUUAACGCUUAAUAAAAUAGAAGAAAUAAUUGCGGAAGAAGAGACAGACAAUGAGGAAAAUUAUAUUGAUCUGAAUGUUUUAAAGGCACAAACUUACAAAUCAGACAUGCUUGAGUCUAAACAGGAGGAGAUUUUAGAAUCUAAAAUAGAUGCAGCUGAGUGGAACCUUGAAGUGGAACGUGUUCUUCCUCAGUUGAAAGUCACAAUCAGAACAGAUAAUAAGGAUUGGCGAAUCCACGUGGAUCAGAUGCAUCAGCACCAAGAUGGAAUUGAAUCAGCUUUAAAAGAUACCCGUGGCUAUCUUGACAAGCUUCAUAAUGAAAUCAGCAGAACUCUGGAAAAGGUUAGCAGUAGAGAAAAGUAUAUUAACAAUCAGCUGGAACAUUUGGUUCAAGAAUAUCGUUCUGCACAGGCACUUUUGAGUGAGGCCAAAGAGAAAUAUCAGCAAGGAAGUGGUGGUGUGACAGAGAGGACAAGAAUUCUGUCUGAGAUUACUGAAGAAUUAGAGAAAGUAAAACAAGAAAUGGAAGAAAAGGGAAGCAGUAUGACUGAUGGAGCUCCAUUAGUGAAGAUAAAACAGGCUUUAACCAAACUGAAGCAAGAAACCAUUCAGAUGGACAUACGAAUUGGCGUAGUGGAACACACAUUACUUCAAUCAAAGUUGAAAGAAAAAUCAAAUAUGACAAGAGACAUGCAUGCUACUAUAAUUCCAGAUUCUUCAAUUGUUGGUACUUAUUAAUUUUUAAAAUAAAUGCUAUGCUAAUAAAAUUUGUACAUAAUAUAUUUUUGCAUUUAUGUAUGUCAUGCUGCAAAUCUAUUACUGUGUAUAUAAACAAAACGAUUUAUGUUUUACAAUCAAGACCUACUGUGUGUGUGUUUUUGUAUGUAUGUGUGUCUGGACAUGUGGAAAGAAAAUACUUUUAACAAGUAUGUAGUAUAUUAAAAGUUUUGGAUUGCAUUGCAUUGAAAUGAAAAAUUAUUCAAAAGCAAAAUCCUAUACAAAAAUAAAUUGUUGCAAAACAUCUAAAUGUAAA
Molecule: messenger RNA, 1598 nt
Organism: Ahaetulla prasina
Lineage: Eukaryota; Metazoa; Chordata; Lepidosauria; Squamata; Colubridae
Gene: IFT57
Product: intraflagellar transport 57
Exons: 11
Coding region: 53-1303 (416 amino acids)
Biological process (GO): non-motile cilium assembly; intraciliary transport
Cellular component (GO): cilium; intraciliary transport particle B; centrosome
Source: RefSeq, a predicted model, not a curated record